UCCUCCUGUUUUCUGCGGAGCGGAGUGAAACACAAGUCAAGGUCCACGGAGAGUUUAGCUCCGGUGGAAAAGACGCGCCCACUCUUGGUUACGCUGCGCAUUUCUUAGGAGAGAAACCUGCUCGGAUCCGGACUUGGCUGCGCAUCCAGAGGAGGAGGUGCUGCUCGGGGCUUUCAUGGGGAAUACACGGAUAUUCCUCUUAUAGCAAUUCGAUAAGUAGUCGUUGAAUAAUGGCUCUUCAAAAGAUUUUCCGGGCUGUCAUCAUGGGGCCUCCUGGAUCGGGGAAAGGAACAGUGUCUGCGCGCAUAACUAAAACUUUUCGACUGAAUCACCUCUCGAGUGGGGACAUCCUGAGAGGCAACAUCAACGCUAAAACUGAGCUCGGCCUGUUGUUGAAGUCCUGCAUCGAUCAGGGUCAGCUCGUACCCGAUCACGUCAUGUCUCGUCUCAUCCUGAGUGACCUGAGAGCCAUGGGCAAGAGCAGCUGGCUGCUUGAUGGUUUCCCUCGCACAGUGUCCCAGGCGGAGGCGCUGGACGACGCCUACAGUGUGGACACAGUCAUCAACCUCAACGUUCCUUUCCAGACCAUCAAACAGAGGCUGACCUCUCGCUGGACUCACCUUCCCAGCGGCAGAGUCUACAACAUAGAUUUCAAUCCACCUAAAGUCCCAGGUUUCGAUGACGUCACAGGAGAGCCUCUGGUCCAGAGGGUUGAUGACACACCAGAGACAGUAACACGAAGACUGAAGUCCUAUGAAACCCAGACAGAGCCUGUGUUAGAGUACUACAGGAGUAAAGGUGUGCUCGAGACCUUCUCAGGGACAGAAACCAACAAGAUCUGGCCACACGUGAAAGCGUUCCUCCACAGAAAACUUCCCUCUAUUAAUCAGGAAGCUGCUUAGAAAACCUGAAGAGAAAAGACCCAGAAAGUCUUAACGUUUACCAGCGGGAAACACUCUGUACGCACUGUCCAAUCAAAGUGCCACUUUCUGUGAAACAAGAGGAGUCAUCCGUGUGGUAAUAUAACAUGAUGAGAGCAGUUUAAGUCAGGUAGGAAGGGUCCGACUCCAGAUUUCGUUGGGAUCCACUUUUGAAGUGCUUAUUGUACCACUGUUGCACUGCUUUCACAAUGUUGCUGAAAGUAGUUCAACAUACUCUCAGGACGUGUGUAUAAACUCCUUUAAACGCUAGUUGUUAGAAUUUACCCAGAUUAUAUCUCUUCUAUAAUGUGCCUUUAAAUAAGAUUUGAGUAAUAGAUCUUUCACAGUAGAACAAUAAGGUUCUUAAGAUACGUUUGCAAUAUGAUGAUGGGGACAGUUGUAAAUGUUAAAGCGUCUGUGUGUGAAGAUACAGUAUGUUCACAUUUAUAACUUUUAAGUUUCCUUGACAGCCAAGACUUCUCUCCUUAGUUGAAAAUAUUGUAGACAUAACAAAGGUGUUUAUAUCUGUUUAUGCACUAAAGGGAAAUGUGCCAUGGUCUUAUGUAAAUUAAGUGCACUCAAGUGCCUUUAGCUGCUUUUGGAAAACGUACUGGUGAAUGUGGACGACUGACUGAAUCAUGUAUUAACUGACUACACUUAUCAAGCUGUACUGACUAUUUAAAAUAAUUUAAUUUAACCUUUCAACCAUCCAAAGUCUUAAAUUGCCUCUUAAAUAACUGAUCAAGCCUGUUUAAUGUGACUUGACGAGUAAGAACCCUUAUUGAAAAAUGACUGUUCAUCCACAGUCCUGUUUAAAUGCACUGUUUCACCAUCACAGUAAUGUUAACCUGCCUUGUGUCAUGAAUUGUUCUGUAAACACUUGAAUAAAACACAU
Paralichthys olivaceus (Japanese flounder) is the source of this 1815-nucleotide messenger RNA. It is a transcript of the gene ak3, whose product is annotated as adenylate kinase 3. Gene Ontology annotation, cellular component: mitochondrion; cytoplasm. Gene Ontology annotation, molecular function: AMP kinase activity; ATP binding. The record is from RefSeq and is a predicted model, not a curated record. Gene Ontology annotation, biological process: nucleobase-containing compound metabolic process. NCBI's taxonomy places the organism in Eukaryota, Metazoa, Chordata, Actinopteri, Pleuronectiformes, Paralichthyidae.